CACGACUUUGUUCACGUUGAGCAAUAACUGAUCAAAAGGGAGAAGAACCUGCGAAGCGAAUUCAGCGCUCCAGCUGAUGUUAUUCUGUUUUGGUUGGUACGCGGUGGCCUCUAGUUUGUUCUUUUCUGGUCGACGUUGCGCCGUAUCACAAUGCCUUUAGCAAAGGAUUUGUUGCAUCCCACUCCUGCUGAGGAGAAGAGAAAGUGCAAGCUCAAGAGACUUGUGCAGCACCCAAAUUCAUUUUUCAUGGAUGUUAAAUGCCCAGGUUGUUUCAAGAUUUCCACAGUUUUUUCCCAUGCCCAGACAGUAGUUGCUUGUGUUGGAUGUGCGACUGUCUUGUGCCAACCUACUGGUGGCAAGGCUAAAUUGACAGACGGGUGUUCAUUCAGAAGGAAGCAAAACUGAUUGUGUUGGAAGAGCCUCCCUUAAAAUCCUUUUGUCUGUUAUUACCAUGAACUGAGACUUAUUAUAUUGAGAGGCUAAA
Messenger RNA from Macrobrachium nipponense, 484 nucleotides. RefSeq names its product small ribosomal subunit protein eS27 (gene RpS27). The transcript is spliced from 4 exons. NCBI's taxonomy places the organism in Eukaryota, Metazoa, Arthropoda, Malacostraca, Decapoda, Palaemonidae. Bases 151 to 405 code for a protein of 84 amino acids. The record is from RefSeq and is a predicted model, not a curated record. Gene Ontology annotation, biological process: translation; ribosomal small subunit assembly. Gene Ontology annotation, cellular component: cytosolic small ribosomal subunit; ribosome. Gene Ontology annotation, molecular function: structural constituent of ribosome; RNA binding.